AUGGCCGUAAAGAUCGUCGGUGUUCCUGUCUCGACGUGCACCCGCGCAGUUACAGUUGCACUGAAAGAGAUCAAUGUCCCGUACGAGAUCGAACCAGUCGAUUUUGCCAAUAUGAAGUCCAACGAAUACAUCGAGCAAAAGCACCCCUUCGGCCAAAUUCCUGUUCUUGUCGAAGACGAUGGCUUCAAGCUCUUCGAAAGCCGUGCGAUCGCACGCUACUUGAUUGCGAAACAUGCACCAAACAGCAAGCUUAUCCCCAAAGAGCCGAAGGCGAACGCGUUGUUUGAGCAAGCAAUGUCAAUUGAGAACAAUGACUUCUAUCCGUAUGCAUCCGGGUUGGCCGCAGAGAAGGUCUUCAAACCAAUGCAUGGUAUGCAAGGGUCCGAGGAGCGCGCCACUGAAUACGCCUCCACGCUGGAGAAGAAGCUAGAGGGAUACGAACGUAUCCUUAGCAAACAGAAGUAUCUCGCUGGUAAUGAUCUCACGCUUGCAGACCUUCUACACCUCCCGUAUGGUUCCCUCAUCACCGAGCAAAUUGGGUUCAAGGGACUCCAGGCGACUCCUAACGUUGCAUGUUGGUGGAACGACAUUUCGUCUCGUGAGACCUGGAAGGCAGUCCAAGCUGAGAUGCAGGCAUACUUGGCAGCGCAAAAGAAGUAG
Messenger RNA from Fomitiporia mediterranea MF3/22, 660 nucleotides. Its product is annotated as glutathione S-transferase. Lineage: Eukaryota; Fungi; Basidiomycota; Agaricomycetes; Hymenochaetales; Hymenochaetaceae. Gene Ontology annotation, cellular component: cytoplasm. The transcript is spliced from 4 exons. Gene Ontology annotation, molecular function: glutathione binding; glutathione transferase activity. Bases 1 to 660 code for a protein of 219 amino acids. The record is from RefSeq and is a predicted model, not a curated record.